Sphaerulina musiva SO2202 is the source of this 1503-nucleotide messenger RNA. Its product is annotated as FabD/lysophospholipase-like protein. The record is from RefSeq and is a predicted model, not a curated record. Bases 327 to 1445 code for a protein of 372 amino acids. Lineage: Eukaryota; Fungi; Ascomycota; Dothideomycetes; Mycosphaerellales; Mycosphaerellaceae. Gene Ontology annotation, biological process: fatty acid biosynthetic process. Gene Ontology annotation, cellular component: mitochondrion. Gene Ontology annotation, molecular function: [acyl-carrier-protein] S-malonyltransferase activity. The transcript is spliced from 2 exons.
CCGAACUAGAAUACCGAUCAUGGGAGUAACUGACAUACGCUACCAACAACUCAUGCUACUACGGGACACUAAUAACAUGUGCGUACUAGACAAUCGAUCUCGUCGGACUCUAUGAUCAGCCACCAUCAAAUCACCACCACAUCCUCGUGACCAACCUACCUGCCUACCUACCUGCCUACAAACCUACCUAGUCGUGUCCCACGCCCAUGGCGCAUCUACUGAGCUCUACGAAGCUCUCAGCGUCCACCCGAAACGCACUUCUAUCGCUUCCAGCCUCCAUUCGACCAGCAGUCUACGCGUCGUGUCAGGCACGAUGGCAAACCACAAUGCCACCGGCAGCCAGAGGUGGACAGCCCAAAACCGCCAUCUUCUUCCCCGGACAAGGCGUGCAGCGUGUAGGCAUGACGACAGACUGGCUCGAAGCAUUUCCUCGCACGGUGAAACCCAUGUUGGAGCAGUUGGAUGAGACGUUGAAGCAGCCGAUUUCUAAAAUUAUCGAACAAGGGCCGAAUAGUAGAUUGACUGCAACGGAAAAUGCUCAACCGGCGAUUAUGUGGACGUCGUUGAUUGUGUUGCGCGUGCUCGAGCAGGAGUUUGGGUUUAAAGUGAAUGAGCGAGUUGAUGUGACGCUGGGCCACUCGUUGGGCGAGUUUGCGGCGUUGGUGGCUGGAGGAUAUCUACGAGAUACGGAUGCGUUGAAGCUCGUGAGGCGGAGAGCAGAGACGAUGGCGAAAUGCAGUAAAGAGGCGAAAGAGGAGGUGGGAAUGAUUGCGCUGGUGUGCGAGGCAGAUCGUCUACCGGCGAUGGUAGAAGCGAUUCACAGCUUUCUGGGACAUACGUCGGAAAAGACGGACGACAGCCAUGGUGAUCACGACCAACCACCACCAGCUCUUCGUCAGGUUCUGAUUGCGAAUGUGAAUUCGAAGAAUCAGAUUGUAUUGUCUGGUGGGAUUCGGGCAAUUCAGGAACUCAUGACGCAUUUGAGGCAAUUUGGAGGCCACGAUCCUCGAGCGGUGCGACUCAGCUCCGACAGUCCUUUUCACAGUCCUCUGAUGCGGCCUGCAGCGGAUCUGAUGAAGAAGAUGCUCUACCAAGCCUCCCCUUCACAGCGGGAUCAGGACAUUGUGGUGUGGCCCGGGUUGAUGCCUUGCAUCAGCAAUGUCUCGGCGAGGCCAUUUCAGAGUAAAGAGCAGCUCAAGGAUCUGCUCGCGAGGCAGUGCGUGGAGACGGUGCUGUGGCAUGAUAGCAUUGUGUAUCUCCAUCAGGAGGAGAAGGUGAAGCGGUGGAUUGGAAUUGGGCCGGGCAAAGUCGGCCGUAAUCUGGUCGGAAAGGAAGUGGGCAUGCGUGGUGCGGUUCGUGGUGGCGGUGUCUGGGGAGUCAGUUCUCCCAAGGAGAUUGAAGAGUUUCUGCGAGACUUUGAGUCGACUGAGAGCAUGCAGGAGUAAAGCAGUGUAGAGCGUAGAGCGUCGUACCAGCUAGUGACAGGAUAGCACAGGACAGAAC